GACAUUGACAGUUUGCAACAAAAAAGAAAAACAUUUGGGUCAGUUUUGGUUUUCUUAAUUUUCAAAAUAUAUUUUUUGGAAGUGAAACAAUAACUUAGUUGCUUUAGAUAUGAAAAUAUUUUAUUUGUGUAAUUUAUAUAAAAUGUGAAACAUACAGACAGAGAGUUACAGGAACGUACAAUUGUUGUUGUUUGAUCAAUUGUGGCAACGAAAACAAUCCUUUUCAAAUUCAUAUUUUCACGGUCGGCUACAUUUUGUGUACUAUCAAAACAAAACUUUGAAUAAACGUUUUCUUUUCUACUGUUACUUUCGUUUCCUCAGAAAUAGUGUAUUCUGUAAAAGUGUUUCUUUCACGGACUUUUAGAAUAGAAACCGGCAAAAUUUUUAUUAACUGACGUAAUCAGUCCGUGACAACAUCGCUUGAUUAUUAUGCAUGUUACUUUCAACAAUAUUAAAUUCUACAUCGAAUAAGGUUCAAAAUCGAAGGAGGUGGCUAGGGGGUACUUUCAAAAGUGCUGUGCAAUUUCCUAUAUGAUGGAAGUGGAUGGUAAUUAGCUAUCUUUAGUGAUCGUUGGUCGGCGUAUCUUCGUCGACGCUAUGAACGACCCGUGGGACGUAAAAUCUGUGCGUAAAUCGGGGCAGUACUUGUCCUGUAUGAAGAUUAAUGGUGUGCCCUUGCUCCCGCCAGUGAGUUAUGAAGGAAAUAUAUGAUAAUGAUAAAUAUCCUAAUAUAUAUAAAAGGAUAUUUUAAAGAAGCUUUUGUGUUUAUGCUUUUUCAUGCUAUGCAUAGUAUUAUUUUGAAGUUACCAACAAAGUUAUCAAAGGAAUGCAGAAAGGAGAUGCAGUAUUAUAAGCUUCUAGCAAAAGAAGUGGAGAAACGUAUUGCACUUCUGAAACCGUACACCCUGGACAGUGACCCCGAAGACAGUGAUAAUAUGACUGAUGCUCCGGAUAUUUCAGAGUCAGAUCAUACCCCUGUUGAACCCACUGUCACUAAAUCUCCACCAUCAUCCCCUGAAAAAUCAGUUGUUGAAUCACCUAAACCAUGUUUAACCUUAGCAAAACCCAAUGUAAUAGAAUAUCACAAUAUAACACAAUGUUGUGAAGAACCACCAAAUUCUACGUUAAUUAUGGAUUUGACACUAGAUAUCAUCGGUGCCAAUAGAAAUAGUCUGGAGAGUCCAAACAUGCAACUAUCCUCCCAAACUGAAAUACCAGAGCGUGAUUGUGAAUCUCCUAAAAAAAAUAAGGAAAUUAAACAAAUAGAUGAUGCAGUUCAGCAAUCAAUUUCUAGUCCAAAAAACCAAGCUAUAAUGGACUCAGUAAAAUGUUUUGUUGAUAAUAUUUUAUCUGAAACAUAUGCACCUUUGAAACAAGAUGGACCAUCCUCACUAAGUUCUAAAAGCUUCACUGGCUCUCUGAAUGACUUACACACAGGAAGCUUAGCAGAUUCACAAAAAAGUUCAAAGCUUAUAAGGCAGAGGUCCUAUACUCUGCUAGAACCAAGUCCACAGUUACUGGCGCAUCUUGAGGUGCAGUCCUUGAAUACAGGGGUUGAGAUGACAAAUAUAUCCAUGAGUGAAUCUCUAUCAAACCUUAGUUCUCCAAAUAAGAAACGAAGAAGUUGGGACUUAGAGUCUGCCAAAGUCAAAUGGUCAUCAAUGGCCUUAGAACUGAAUGCCAAGAAUGUGCCUAAACCUAAUGGAGUUAACAAGAAUGCAACCUCAAAAACUACCACAUCACUAGUAGUUGCCAAGAAAACUCCUCCCAGUGCACCUAGAUCUAAAUCUGUAGCCCAAGAAAAGCCACGUCGCCCCGCUGUGGUCAACAAAUCGAUGGUUAAGUCUGAAUCGGCACAAAAAGUUGCAAAGAGAUCAUUAAGCCCAGUCAGGAAUUCCACUUCUGUUGUAAUACACCGUCCAAAUGCAAAGGAAACCUCACCUAAAAAUACUUUGCAAAAGAAAGAUGUCACUCCGAUGAAACCUUUAAUUUCCGAAUCAGAAGAUCCGGCUACUAAAGUGAAGGAACUCUAUGAGAAGAUGCAAAAGCAGCAGCAAGCGCAAAUGGCCAGUCUAGUUGAAAAGCAGAAGCGUGAACAACUCCUGCUCCAGCAACUAUUUGAAGAGCAAAACAACUUGCUUUUUAAACAACUCAAGGCAAUUUGCCCCAAGUCACCUUUAGAAGCGAAAGAAGCCUGGGUGGACAAAGUGUCAGACACAGAGAAAGGUUUAGUGAGCUUAAGUCAGUUAAUCAACCAGAAUUCCCCUGACCAUACCAUAGUAAACAGCCCAGUCUCAUCCACUCUGACUGAUACACACUUCUAUAUAAACCACUGCAAUGAUAUUUUAAAGAAGAGCAGAGAUACAAUGGGGAGUUCAAAGAAGCAUAUUGUUUCUAAAAACCAGAAUGGUGCCAAAACACAAUCACCCCGUAAUCUGGAGGGCUCGAGCACCAGGACUCAUUCUCCUCGACGAAUUGCUUCGAUUGCUUCACGGAGGCUCAAUUAUGAUUCAAGUAACUCCACCGACCGAGAAUGCGAGCCUCUCCUUACCGAUCGAACGAACGACACGUUUGCUGAUCUUAACGUAACUUUACCCUCCGACACCAGUGACGAUGCAAUUUCUUACCAAGGAAGUAGGCAGUCUUGUAGCAAAAGCCCUAACGAUGAAGCCAUCCCAGCAAAUGGUAUUAGAGGUUUAAGUAACUCCAAUAUUGAUACAGCUAUCAGGAAUAUGGAAGAGUCCUUGUAUAAAUCGAUAAAUGCCAAUAAACGGCAAAUGAGACAAGUAACUAAUGUCCAUCCUUCUGCUGAAGAACGGGAAGCGGCAACAAAAAUCGUUGCGUUUGCCAAGGGCUACCUGGUGCGUCGACUCAUGCGCACGGACCGCGUUCAGGCCACGGUACAGACCAUAAAGGAUGCUCUAUUGUGUGCGCUGCAACUGCAUCAAGAUCGGGCCGGCAUCAGGGGAGCUGAUGUAGACCUUCAUAGGCGGCUAAUUCAGCAGAUAACCGCAGCCUGCUACAGUCUACACGACACAUUCGUGACGAGCUCACCGUCGGAGCGCUGCGCGCUGCUGGCGGCCGACCGCGUCCGCAAGCGUGCGCAGGCGCAGCUCGCCCGGCCCAGGUCUCAUCGCCCUUCGGACAUAAUGACCCAAAGCCACAGCGGUUCGUUCCCGGUGCGGGUCAAGCGACCACCGUCGUCGCCCAUGUCUCGCUCUAAUUACGAGACGUUUAGCUCGGAGAAUCUGAACACGACUCGCUACAUGCAGAGCCCGCAGCGGCGGCCGUGGCGCUGACGAUCGCCGCCAUCUUGCUUCCCGCGCUUUUUCCAAUGCUGGCGGCUACCAACACCUCCAUGAGGUUUCUCCAUUACUUUCUCACAUAUAUACGACUGUUUUUUUAAUAUUUUCACGGCAAAUUCCAAAUUGUAAAACUGAACAGUUUUCUUCAAACAGAGGAAGAGCUUUUUUUAUUAACACAUUUUGUAUUAAAAGUGGCGUUUUUUUGUCAUCUCUGUACUAAUGUUGUUUGAGGUUGUUCAGCUGCACAAUAAUUUCUCAGAUGACAAAAAGUAGCCGUAUACUUAUUAUAUGAUGAUAGAUAAUAUUCAUUAAUUUAUGUAUUUAAUGCUGAAAUAGGAAUAAUUGACGUUGGAUUUGAAAAAAAAAAAGAAAAAUCAGUCGUUAUUUUAAAAAAAUACAAAUAUGUUUUGUUCCUUUGUUGGGAAUACCUUUCUGUCGUAAUUAUAAUUAAAGCAAACAAAAAAAGCAAAAUUCAAGUUCUAUUUUGAUUUUAUAAAUGCGUAACAAAAAAUAGCAAAAAAUAAAGAAAUUGGUCCAGUCGAUUUUAAACUGUUUUUUUUAAUAUACAGGGUUACUGGUAUCAAACGCAAAACCUCCUAAAGACUACUUGAGUACAUCAAAACAAGCAACUUUUAUUCUACGACUUUUCGUGAUUCAUAGUUUUAUUUAUUCAUAUAAAAAAAUCUAUCUAAUUUGCGAUUCUACACAUCGUAACUCUAUGUAAUAGCCCAGCAACACGAGACAGUAUUGGUAGCGUUAUGUAGCGGAAUCGAACAUAGAGUUAACAUUUUAUAGAAACUACAUUAGUACAAAAAAGGGAAUAUUUUUUUAUUUAUUACGUUUAGACAAAAGUCGUAGAACAAAAGAUGUUAAUCUCUAUUUACCUUAUGCGCCUUUGGAAGGUUAUGCGUUAGAUACCAGUAACCCUGUUUUGUACAAUACUAUAUAUAAUAUAAUAUUAAAAUAGUUAGUUCCACAAGACUCCUAUUUGCGAGCACAAGUUCAAAAUUAAUUUAAGUUUUUAAAUACUAUAUGAUUGUAAACUAUGACGCCGCUUGCUUCCGAAGCUGAAGUGCCUAUUGGGACGUAUCGUAUGAGACCUUAAGGUCGAAAAUUGAAUGUCACAAGUUAGAAAUAAGGUUUUUAACUUUUUAAUAUAAUUUUUAGGUAAUUUAUUUAUAUCGUGAAUUGGCAUUCCAAAAAUAUGCAAUGAGCCAAAAUGACGGAAGAUUUGCAUUAUAAUUUGUUUAAACUCGAUACUAUUAAAGUUUUAGCCAUCGAAAAUUGUUAUAGCUACAAAAAAGCUGAAAAAAAAUACGAAAAAAAGUAUUUUUUUAAUUCAAGUUUUGCAAGUUUUUAUUAAUUUGACGUAAAUGAAAGCUUGUAAAAAGAAAUUAAAAAUAGAAUAAGAAUUUUAUACGUUUACUAAAAUGGUUGUAUUUUAUUCCAUGACUAUAUUUUGUAUUUAAUUAAUAGAUUGUGCACCUAAAGACAAGUUUUUAAAAUAAUUUAAAAUUCAUUGCUUUAAAUAAUCCUAAGUUUCUUACUUACGUCAAACUCAAUAAUUUUGAUAAUACUUCUAAAAAUCUAGUCACGCGUUUCAUGAUCUCUGUAAUAUAUUUUCAUUUUAAUCUUGCCUAUAAUAUUUAACCGCAUAUCAAGUUAAGCAUAGAACUCUAUGCAAAGGUUAAUAGGGACGAAUUUGCAAUGAUUUUGGAGAGCCCAAUUCUCUGCAAAACCGUUGCUUAACUUAAAGAUUAAAUAUUUAUUUAUUUAUAUCUGAAACCUAAUUUAUUCGAACGACAAAACUGACGGUCGGAAUAGGUAGAACAUUUGUUUACUAUAGGUACGUAGUACAACCUCUCCUGUCCUGCGAGGUUGUCAUUGUUUUACGUAGACGAAAUAAUAAGUCUGAUCUAAAUUAGUUUUUUCAGUACUUAGUAUUAAAAUUACGACAUUUUCAACAAUACUUGCUGUACAGUCAACAGCGAAUCAACCUACCCAUAUUCGCUGCUACCGCUGCAUACAGGUCCAUGCUAAACUUGACAUGCGUUUGACGGUACUGGAACUGUUACAUCGAAAUUGCAGAUUUUCUACCGUUUGAAUGGUUCAUUUUUUCCUGGUCUCUUUAAAACAGCGGUUCUUAAACUUUCUUGCAAGAUAGAACCCUUUCGGAAAGGUAAGGAGCCCCAAAUUCAAAGUUGUUAUGUUUAAAAUAUGUUUCAAUAAGUACAUAUUUGUUUUAAAUAGUUACUUUGUUUGUUAAUAGUUGUUUGUACAAUUAAACGAGCUUUUCACGCAAGAGGCUACUAUGUAGUAGGAUCUUUUUUAAUACGACUAAUAUUUCCGUGGUACACACUUUGAGAACCGUUGCUUUAGAAAGUUAUUCAGAUUUCUUGCACUUUGUAAACUUCUUCCCAAACAGUAACUCUCAUUGUAAUGCCAAAAGUUAAUCCAUUGUACGCUUACUUUUUUAUAUGUUUACAUUUUAGACUUCGUUGUUCCACUAUCACUUUAAAAUACUUUAAAUUUAAUUAUAUCAGUACAUAUGUAACCCAGGAUUAGUGAGAUUAUACAUAAUAUGUUCAAACUUUAUACACGAAAUAUGUAAAAUAAACAUGUCCGAAUGAAACUACAAUGUGCUCAAUUUUAUUUAUUUCUUUCCAUAUACAGACCCAUCUGAUUUGAACAUUAAAAAUAUCUGAUAAAUUUGGUGUAAAAUAAUUUCAAUAUCACGAAAAAAAAAUCUAGCGCG
Molecule: messenger RNA, 6060 nt
Organism: Plodia interpunctella (Indianmeal moth)
Lineage: Eukaryota; Metazoa; Arthropoda; Insecta; Lepidoptera; Pyralidae
Gene: Cp110
Product: Centriolar coiled coil protein 110kDa
Exons: 7
Coding region: 708-3299 (863 amino acids)
Biological process (GO): centriole replication; centrosome duplication; regulation of cytokinesis
Cellular component (GO): centriole
Molecular function (GO): protein binding
Source: RefSeq, a predicted model, not a curated record